AAUAAAUAUUUAGUCACAAUCCGUUUCAGAGUGGGGUGCACAGUGAGUGAUAAUAAGCAUUUCUGUAAACAUGAUUUAUCUCAUCAUUGCAAUAAUUGCUGUGUUAAUUUACUUUUAUGGAACUCGUAACUUCAGUUAUUGGAACAAAAGGGGCGUGAAGCAUGACGACCCUAUUCCGGUAUUUGGGAAUAACUUCCGACAGUUCUUCCAAAUGAUCAGCAUCACCGACAUCGUCGCGGAACAAUACCAGAAGUACCCCGAUGAGAAGGUAGUCGGGUUCUACCGCGCCAACGAGCCUCGACUCAUCCUGAGAGAUCCUGAACUUAUCAAAAAAGUAUUAGUCACGGACUUUCCCUAUUUCUACAGCAGAGGUUUGAAUCCUCAUAAGGAUGUCAUCGAGCCCAUGUUAAAGAACCUUUUCUUUGCUGACGGAGACUUGUGGAAGCUGUUACGACAGAGGAUAACUCCAGCAUUCACUAGCAGUAAACUUAAGGCUAUGUUUCCACUUAUUGUUGAGAGGACUCAAAAAUUGCAACAGAUUGCUGCAACAGCGGCCAGUCUACAGGAGGAAGUUGAUAUCAGAGAUCUCAUGGCUCGAUACACUACCGAUUUUAUUGGAGCAUGUGGCUUUGGGAUAGAAGCAGACGCAUUAAACGAUGAAGACUCAACCUUCAGGAGACUCGGUAAACGAGUUUUUACUGUAACGAAACGAGAUGCUUUUAUUGUGCUAGUAAAACUUAUUAUGCCGAAACUGUUUAAGAAUUUACCCUUUUUAGACCCAGAUAUAGAGAGAAAUUCAGUGGCAUUAGUUAAGAGUAUAAUGGAACAAAGAAACUAUAAGCCAUGUGGCAGAAACGAUUUCAUAGACUUACUUUUAGAGCUAAAGGAAAAGGGUAAGAUUAUUGGAGAGUCUAUAGAGAACAGGAAAUCUGACGGCACUCCGUUAGCGGCUGAACUGGAGUUAGAUGAUCUUCUGAUGACUGCUCAAGUACUGGUUUUCUUUGUGGCUGGUUUUGAGACUUCUUCGUCUGCAACUAGCUAUACACUAAAUCAAAUCGCAUUUCAUCCAGAAGUUCAAAAGAAAUGCCAAGACGAAAUAGACACAGUACUCAAAAAGUAUGACAAUAAGUUAUGUUACGAUGCUGUUAAAGAGAUGCAAUAUUUAGAUAUGACAUUCAAGGAGGGAAUGAGGUUGUUUCCGUCUCUAGGUUUUCUUAUAAGAAAGAGUGAAAAGCAGUAUACAUUUGAGGACAUUGGCCUGACCAUCGACGCAGGAAUUCCAAUAAUGAUUCCUCUGCAAGCCCUGCACAAUGAUGAGAAGUACUUUGAGAAUCCUGAACAAUUUAUGCCUGAAAGAUUUCACCCUAAAAACGCGGAUGACUUGAAAAAGCACGUAUACUUGCCUUUUGGCGUGGGACCGCGCGCCUGUAUCGGUGAGCGUCUGGGCCACAUGCAGUCUUUGGCUGGUAUUGCGGCUAUUCUGCACAAGUUCUCCGUGGCUCCGAGCAAGAACUCUCUGAAGAGACCGAUCCACGACCCCUCAUCCAUCAUAGUUCAGAGCAUACAGGGAGGACUGCCCCUCAUGCUCUACGCUAGAAACAGUUAGCGUAUAUACUAGUAUUUACUUAGCGUAUACUUAUGCCUAUUUUUAAUAUAUAAAUCAAUCAAUUAUAUUUAUUUUAUACUAGGUAUUUAUAAUUACGAGAAUACAGGGUGAAAUUUUGCCAGUGAUUUUCCAACUGUCAGGUUAACGCACCCUCCAUACUUAGCAACUACUACCGUAUCGUAGGAUAAAAUCUGAAAUCGCCGAAAUAAAUACUUUCACUGUUCCAUACACUA
This is a messenger RNA of Plutella xylostella (diamondback moth), 1839 nucleotides long. Its product is annotated as cytochrome P450 6B2. Lineage: Eukaryota; Metazoa; Arthropoda; Insecta; Lepidoptera; Plutellidae. The record is from RefSeq and is a predicted model, not a curated record. Gene Ontology annotation, molecular function: monooxygenase activity; iron ion binding; heme binding.